Felis catus (domestic cat) is the source of this 1995-nucleotide messenger RNA. Its product is annotated as olfactory receptor 4D2. The record is from RefSeq and is a predicted model, not a curated record. Gene Ontology annotation, molecular function: G protein-coupled receptor activity; olfactory receptor activity. The transcript has a single exon. Gene Ontology annotation, cellular component: membrane. Gene Ontology annotation, biological process: G protein-coupled receptor signaling pathway. Lineage: Eukaryota; Metazoa; Chordata; Mammalia; Carnivora; Felidae. The coding region runs from base 244 to 1386 and encodes 380 amino acids.
UAGAAACUUUGUAUGUAUCAUUCUACUUCAGCCAUCUGAAGAGGCCAUAAAGUAUUUUUAUUCCUAACUUUCAGAUAAUGAGGUAGACCUAGAGAGAUUGAGUAAACUUAAUCAAAGUCAAAUCUUAAGGAAAUGGAAGUCUUGAUAUUUGACUGAUAUUCUGUUGGACUCCAACUGUCUCCCUACCACUGUCUUUGAAAGGCAGGUUGAUAUGUCUCUGGAUGGCAUUAAGAUAUCUUAUGAAUGUAUAUUACAGCACCAACCUGUAAACUCUCUAGAGAUAAGCCCAUUUCAUCAGCACCUAGUGAUAUGGGCUACACAUGCAAUGCCCAUCAUAUAGACCUGGACAACUCAGUUCUGAGCUCCAGAGCACUAAAUAGACAAGUGGUAACUUCAUGCAUCCUGUGGUUCCUGUGGUUCCUUUUCUUUAGGUGUAUGGAGAAAAUUGCCAUGGAACAAGGAAACCUCACGUGGGUAUCAGAAUUUGUCUUCCUGGGACUCUCACAGACUCGAGAGCUCCAGCUUUUUCUGUUUCUGGUGUUCCUGUUUGUCUAUACCACCACUGUCAUGGGAAACCUCCUCAUUAUGGUCACGGUGACCUCAGACACACGGCUCCACACACCCAUGUACUUUCUGCUCCGAAAUCUGGCUGUCUUAGACCUCUGUUUCUCCUCUGUCACUGCCCCAAAGAUGCUGGUGGACUUCCUCUCUGAGAAGAAGACCAUCUCCUACCAGGGCUGCAUGGCCCAGAUCUUCUUCUUCCACUUUCUGGGAGGCGCCAUGGUCUUCUUCCUCUCAGUCAUGGCCUAUGACCGCCUUGUUGCCAUCUCCCGACCCCUCCACUAUGUGACCAUCAUGAAUACACAGCUCUGUGUGGGACUUGUGGUGGCUAGCUGGAUAGGAGGAUUCGUCCAUUCCGUUGCCCAACUGGCUCUGAUGCUCCCGUUGCCUUUCUGUGGCCCCAACGUCCUGGAUAACUUCUACUGUGAUGUCCCACAAGUGCUGAGACUUGCCUGCACUGACACCACCCUCCUGGAGUUCCUCAUGAUCUCCAACAGUGGGCUGCUGGAUGUCAUCUGGUUCUUUCUCCUCCUGACCUCCUACUCAGUCAUCCUGGUGAUGCUGAGGUCCCACUCUGGGCAGGCGAGGAGGAAGGCAGCUUCCACUUGCACCACCCACAUCGUCGUGGUGUCUAUGGUUUUCAUUCCAAGCAUUUACCUCUAUGCCCGGCCCUUCACCCCCUUCUCCAUGGACAAGGCUGUGUCCAUCAGCCACACGGUCAUGACCCCCAUGCUCAACCCCAUGAUCUACACCCUGAGGAACCAGGAGGUGCAGGCAGCAGUGAAGAGACUAGGGAGGCGCCGGCUGGUUUGUAAAAGGAAGUGACAAUGAGUGGGUCACUUCUCUCUGGCUUUGUGUUCCAUUUGUAAAAUGGAGGGAAAGCUACUGUGUCUGCUGGCUGUCUUCAUAGCUUGUGCCUAUGUUGUGGAGGUCAUCAUAGAAGUGAGUUUUGAAACUAAGCAACUGACUCAGAUCUUUGGGAAAAAGGGAAAAGUCCCCUUUGGUGGCUAAGGCUUGUGCCAGGUUUCUAAAACCCCUGCUCAUUGAGAAGUGUUCUCAUGACUCUGGAAAGCUACACCCUUCUUUCCCCCUUCUUGGGGGAAUCGUUUCCUCUUGUGAUGAGGGCAUUUCCCCCAGCGAAGGCACUUCUAGUUUACGUGUUUUGACUUCUCUUCCCAGCACCCCUUUUGACCUGUGUCCAGAGUGUUAGAGAAAGCACAGACCUUGAAGACAUAGCCUUAGCUUGGGAGCCCUGGACCCAUAUGUUACCAGACUGCUGACCUUGGAUAAGCUGCCUGGCCUCUCUUGAACUCAUGGAUUCCUCCUCACCAAACUGGCAUAAAGCAAUAUCUGUCCCAAUAAUCUCACAGAUUUGUUAUAAGAUCCAAAACGUGUAUAAGAAUAUUUUAUCAACCUUACAUAGAACCUAUGUGA